Portunus trituberculatus (swimming crab) is the source of this 1173-nucleotide messenger RNA. RefSeq lists its product as uncharacterized. The coding region runs from base 155 to 955 and encodes 266 amino acids. The record is from RefSeq and is a predicted model, not a curated record. NCBI's taxonomy places the organism in Eukaryota, Metazoa, Arthropoda, Malacostraca, Decapoda, Portunidae. The transcript has 5 exons.
GAAGCCCUGUCUCAAGUGUAAACAAAUCCAUGUGGGUACUCUGGGUCUGGGGGGCAGUCUGAACCUGGCAGACGGCAGCUGAGGUACUGGCAGUCCCUUAAUCCCUCGCCUUGUGAUGUUCUUUAUGUACUGGUGUGAACUAUAAACAAAGAACAUGAGGAACAACAGCAGUUUUGACGGUCAAGAAGAAGAAUCUGCCGAAAUAUUAGAGCAGGUAGUGAAGGAUGCCUCACGCUACACUGCCAUGAAGACGCCAGGCUCCCUCCAGCCUUCCCACCUGUUCCCUCCUUUCUCUGGGGAACUAGUGCUUCUUACAGUUCCUGAUACUAUGAAUCCACUUGAUUUGAUCAACUCAGAGGUGACGAUUGGAGGACGGAAGGACAGCUUGGUGGUGGCUGCAGGACAGAGGUAUAGAAUGGCCACAUUCCCAGCAGACACUGAAAAUACCAACCUCCCCAGUCUUUUCCUUCCUGAUCACAAUGGGCAUCUAAGCAAAGUUACUGCUGAGAUCAAGGCUUGUUUGGUAGUGAAAGGAGAAUUAGAGGAGAGGGAAGAAGAUGACAAGAAUUGUGUGGAUAUUGAAGCUCUUCGUUCUGUCCACUAUAAAGCUCCAAAAGACCUGCCAAGACGGGAUUUCUUUACCAAAACCAAAACAAGGGAAGUGAUGCAAGUAGAAAAACCAGAGAAAAGAAAGAAGAAAAAUACCAGUGGCAACCUAUCUACUAGUUUGGACAGCUCACUACAAUCAAACGGAGACCUUCAGAGUCCAAGGAAGAAGAAGAAAACCAAACAUUUGCCACAGAUUGCAAAUGAAGCAACAGAAAAUUCACCUGAUGCUGAAGAAUUGAAAUAUCCUGAGAAAAAGAUUAAGAAAGAACAUUUUGAAUCUGAUAGUGGAAAUAUAAACUCUUUAUCUUUUAAAGGAAAGAAAAAAAGCAAAGAAAAACAUGUGUAAGAUUUUAAUAGGUAAUGAAUUUCUCUCCACAUAGUAUAAAUACAAAAGGUUAUUGUUUUUUUCAGGGGAAAUGAAGAAAUUUUUGCAUGAAUGAUGCCAAAUCAUAACAUACAUUAUGUGGCGUGCAGUAUUGUGAUGUGCAUGCUUUAUGAUGUGCAGUAUCUACACAUGUGACAUGCAUAAGAAAAGAAAAUAAUAAAAUUAAUCUAAAUAGAAAA